AUGCGCGCAGGAGAUAAUGCACUUGUGCUUUCCAAGCUGUCGAGAAACACAAUCACUCGAGCGGGUAAACUGGUUGUGCCAACCAAUGUCGGAAUUCUUUUCUCUUGGCUGGUCUGCCAGUUGAACGGAUAUCGAGUAGCAAGUCAAGUUGAUUCUUCAUGGAUUCGAGUGGUGGCUGCUGAACGGGGGCCAACAUUCAGUGCUGCAAUACUUGGACUCUAUCGCAACUUGGUACUGUUUUGGCAUGGUGGUUCUUCCCCAUAUGAUCCUGUUUAUUGGACUAUCCCUUUCUUUUUGAAAGGAUCCAUGUUGGUCUACUUAACUCUCAUGGCGACGACAUUCACUCGCCCGAAGUUUACCAAGUGGCUUCUUAUUUUCCUUUAUUGCUUCGCUUGGUCAGGUGGACAAGCUUUAAUGGAAACGAAUGUGUAUGCCGGAAUGUUCUUAGCGGAGUUAAAUGCCGAUUAUGGUGCCCAGGCACCCUCAAUGAUGCCCUGGCCCAUAUCGACACUGAUGAUGUUAAGUGGCCUUUUUCUCGCUUCCUUUCCAGACGAAAAUCCGACAUGGGCGCCAUGGAGCCGGGCCUUGAAUUCACUAGCACAAUAUAUUGUCCCUGCAGGCGGCGAGAUAAAUCGAUAUGUGGUAUCCUUUGGAACUACCCUUUUCGUCUUCGGCGUGUUUUUCUCGCGUGAGGGGAGACAGAUUCUUUCACAUCCGUUUAUGAACUUCCUUGGUCGGAUUUCAUUCCCCAUUUAUCUCCUGCAUGAUAUUUUCAUUCGCACCAUCCUCUCGUGGCUUGUUUACCGACAAUCUAUAUUUCAGAAAGGACUGUCCCCGACCGAUCAAGAAGGCAAGCCGAUGUGGUUUGAGAGAGGGGGCACUUUGACUUUUGCGAUCGCGAUACCUUUGUUUUAUAUCAUCUUGAUAUACAUUGCACACUUGUGGACAAUUUACGUGGAUCCUCUGUGUGGGAGACUUGUGUUAUGGUUUAGCAAACAAGCCUUUGGUGAGGAUGAUGAGUCUGCACUCAUGAACAAGGAAAAGUUGGAAGGCAUAUUGAAGACGUGA
Penicillium angulare is the source of this 1068-nucleotide messenger RNA. RefSeq lists its product as uncharacterized. Lineage: Eukaryota; Fungi; Ascomycota; Eurotiomycetes; Eurotiales; Aspergillaceae. Bases 1 to 1068 code for a protein of 355 amino acids. Gene Ontology annotation, molecular function: acyltransferase activity, transferring groups other than amino-acyl groups. The record is from RefSeq and is a predicted model, not a curated record. The transcript is spliced from 2 exons.